Molecule: messenger RNA, 1521 nt
Organism: Fusarium tjaetaba
Lineage: Eukaryota; Fungi; Ascomycota; Sordariomycetes; Hypocreales; Nectriaceae
Exons: 1
Coding region: 1-1521 (506 amino acids)
Molecular function (GO): metal ion binding
Source: RefSeq, a predicted model, not a curated record
AUGUCUCCUCCUCCUAAGCCCCUCCCCGAAGCUUUCUGGCCAACUAUCAGACAGGCCAUCGGUAAGGGCAGCAACACAAAUUCUGACAACCAGGCCAUCACCCCUCAAUGCCCCAUCUGCAUGGAGCCACUCCCGGUGAAAUCUUUCCCUGCCCAAGGUGAGUUGGAUGCUGAGGUCUUGCUCUGCGGUCAUGUUCUCUGCCAGCCUUGUCGCAAACAGUGGGAGCGAAGUGAGUUGGGAGACCGGUGCCCUGCGUGCCGAACCACUCUCUACUGCACUCGCUGUGAGGCAAACGCCAUUCCUCUCACUAUCCCCAAGAACGGCGAAGGAUCCAGUAUUCCUCCAGGUAUUCCUGAGGGUAAGCAAGACUUGUGUCCUGAUUGUCAGGCUGAGGUUGAGUUUCACAAGGCUGUUGAGAACGGUGAGUGGCCUCAUAACCUAGAUGACAUGGAGCCUGGGUUUGUCAGCCUUUUCUACCAUGUUGUUAACGACAUUGAGAAGGAUGGUGAUGUUGCUACGAUGAGUAGGGUUCAGGAUGCGAUUACCGACACCAUCGUGCAGGAGUUUUCAAACAUGAUGGUCAGUCGUCGCAUGGUCACGCUUGGUCGUGGGAACACGCUGCGACAGGCGAAUCCAUGGUACACUGAGAACAACAAACGUCAGGAAAACCGUCGUAACGGGGUCAUCGGCUUUGACUCGGAAGAUGAUGAGGAGCCUCGUGCAAACACUCCCGCUGGUGUCCCUCAUCGAAUUGGGGAUCCAUUUGUAGUCGGACUGCGUGAUAGAGAUAGACUUGGGAAUGUUGCAUUUGGCGUGCCGCCUUAUCGCUUGGAUCAUGGCUAUGCCAAUCAGGCUGACGUCCAGGAUGGCAUCGCACGUCCAGAUGCAGCAGCACCACGAUCCGACAAUAUAAGCUCCAUUGUCCGUGCAAUUUGGGGAUCAGAGGGAGCAGACGCAGGAAGGGCUCGAGGAGAAGCAGAGGUAGCGCCUCGAGACACAGAUCAACAGAUGAGGGCUCCAAGACAGGUACCGUUGCCUGUCUUUGCACGUCCCAGCGCUGCAACACAGACAGCUCAAGAUGAUGAUAGACAGCCACCAGAUGCUGACGAACUUAGACAGUGGGCUGAGUUUCUAGAACUACAACGGGAGGGUAAUCCUUCUCCUGCAGCAGCUGUAGCGGCCAGACCAGCUCGAGUCUAUCCAGAGGGAUCGGCGGCUGCAAUUCUUGAGCAACUCAGGCCCGUGGAUGAGGAGUUUUUCCCUGAUAUGCCUACCUGGGACGAAUAUGUUGCUGAUGCCGAUGCGGAUUUUGCUUCCCACGUUAAUGAUCCUAACUGGCCACCUCUAAUACGUGCAGAGUACAUAGCAGAGCACGAAGAGUAUAUGAGAAGACUUGUAGCGAACAGAACGGCUGCAUCGUCGUCCAGUGCGGCAUCCGGUGCACAGAACUCGAGCUCCAUGAACCUGGGCGACAGCGACGAGGAGAUGUCGUCGGCCGAUCAGCCCGUCUCUGAGCGCUGA